Messenger RNA from Epinephelus moara (kelp grouper), 7578 nucleotides. RefSeq names its product mitochondrial elongation factor 1 (gene mief1). The record is from RefSeq and is a predicted model, not a curated record. Gene Ontology annotation, cellular component: mitochondrial outer membrane. The transcript is spliced from 4 exons. Gene Ontology annotation, biological process: mitochondrion organization; positive regulation of mitochondrial fission. Bases 1 to 1440 code for a protein of 479 amino acids. Lineage: Eukaryota; Metazoa; Chordata; Actinopteri; Perciformes; Serranidae.
AUGGCGGGGGUGAAUGGAGACCGUAAAGGGAAGAAAGAUGACAAUGGGAUCGGCACAGCCAUUGACUUCAUGCUUUCCAAUGCCAAGCUGGUGCUGGGAGUGGGAGGAGCAGCCAUGCUCGGCAUUGCAACGCUUGCUGUCAAAAGAAUGUAUGACCGGGCCAUAAGUGCUCCCACCAGCCCCACCGGCAUGGAGCCGACAGGAAAGAGAAGCUGGGAGGAGCCAGCCUGGAUGGGUUCGUCACCACGGGUGCUGAACCACGACAUGAAGUCCACAGUUAGCAGGUCUCUGCAGUCUCUGCCCACUUCCUCACAUGCUUUUGAACCAGACUGUCUGCGGAGGGCUCUGGGUCGAGCUGCGGUGGGAGGCAGCGGUGCCACUCAGUCAGACCUGCAGCGGGCCCGGAUGCGUCUGUCGCUGCAGGAACAUCUGUGGGAGUUCUACCAAAAUAAUGUGAACAUCCCCUCGGAGGAGCAGGCUCUGGCUCGGAGAGCAGCGCUGGACAUCUGUGCCGAACUCAGAGUGUUCCUUCAUGCCAAACUGCCCGACAUGCCGCUCAGAGAGAUGUACCUGAGUGGCAGUCUGUAUGAUGACCUGCAGGUGGUGACAGCGGACCAUGCCCAGCUCAUGGUGCCUCUGAUCUUGGAGAAGAACCUGUGGUCGUCCGUCCCUGGGGAGGACACCAUCAUGAACGUCCCAGGUUUCUGGCUCGUCCGCAGGGAGAACUUGGAGUAUUUCCCACGGAACAGCAGCUACUGGGACCGCUGCAUGGUCGGAGGCUACCUCUCUCCUAAAUCAGUCCUCGAAGUGUUUGACAAGCUUGUGGCGGGCUCGAUCAACUGGCCGGCUAUAGGGAGCGUCCUCGACUACAUCAUUCGUCCUGUCGUUCCCUCAGAAACACUGACCCUGGAGGUGCAGUAUGAGACGGACCGGAAACUGUACGUGGACUUCUUACCGUUACUUGUGAUGGAGGACGGAACCUCACUGAUCGCCAAACCACAUCGACUAGCUGCAGAGCGCCAUGAAAACCUGUGGCGGCAGAGCUUCCGCGUGGCUGAGACAGCACGACUCAGGGCCCUGGACCAGGAGGACGGAGGCUGCCGAUGCGCCUGCCUGAAGCUGGCGAAAGCCGUGUGCAAGCUCAACCCUGCCCUUAACCGGCUCAACGCCAGCCAGCUCACCAACGCCAUCUUGUUGCUGUGCGAAAAAGAAGGCGACUGGACCCAAGAAGCGCUGGCUGACCGCUUCCUUCAACUGCUACGAGCGCUGGUGGGACACCUAGAGGCCGGGAGGCUGCUGUGCGCCCUCAGCCCUAAAGUUAACUUAUUCUGUGAGCUGACUGCACAGGAAGUAGAUGAGUUGGGGUAUACGCUCUACUGUGCCCUCUCAGAUCCCGAGGGGCUGCUGAGAACUGCUGUGGCACAGCCGCCCAACCCUUGACAACCUCGAAUACAAACGUCACUACACGGCAACAUGGCAUUGAAACGUUAAACACUGUUGUGCUGGCAGUGGUGACCUCGAGCCGUAAUGAGGUCCCUGAGGGGGAAAAAACAACUGCAUGGAUUCAUCCUCUCUCCUGAAACACUCGGUCUCUUCUGUCUUAACCGCCAUCAGUGAGAAAACAGGAUACACACAGUAGCAGUUAUCUGUUGAGUCUUGACAUGAAAGCUGUAUGUGGUGUGAUACUAUUUUAAUCUCAAAAGAAAGUGAAGGCCCGUUUGAGUCCACGGCUCUCACUAAAGCCACUGUAUUAAUGAAGUUAAAAGGCGUCAUGCUGCUACGGCUCUAAUACAUCGUGAUUAAGUCUAAACAGACGGGAAAUACAUGACGUCUGAGAUACAGUUUGUACAUCUGCAUCAUAAUGAGCUCUUUUUAACUGGUUGGAGAGUUUCAGGAGGACAUGCCAUUAAAUGUUGUCCACUCUGUUUUGAGAUAGGUCCAACUCACUGUGUCAAAGAGUAGUGUAAUGUUGAUCUUGUGUAAGCUAAUGAAUUGUCAGUCAGCCUAAAGAGACGCACUAACUGUCUUUUCUCUCCGUUUGGUAUCAGAUAUAAUCUUAAAGGUCCAGCGCGUAGGAUUUAGUGGCAUCUAGUGGUGAGGUUGCAGAACUGAAACUUAUCCCUAGUGCCAAGCGUGUCGGAGAGAGCUAGUGUAGAACAACAUGGCGGACUUGUGUGUAGAUAUAAACCAACAAUCCUUAUUUAGCGAUGAAUAUUAAAUGACAUUUCUGCCAAUAGAUGUCCCUAAAUCCUACAAACUGGUCCUUUAAACGCUGCUGGUGUGAAGUCAGGGUUUUUGUCAGAACUUCAUUAAUACAGUGGCUGUGUUUAAGAUGUAUGCUUUCCAUGUCUGCAGGGAUCUGCAUAAAACGAACAUUAGGCUGUGAUUGGAAUGUGUGCAGCUUGCAUGUGUUACCUAAUCUAGAAAUCAAACAGGUGAAUAUACACUGAGUUAUAUGUCGAUGUCUAUUUGUAAUACUUCAAACUCACCAUUCAACUAUGAAUCAGACGUAAAGUUGAAUCCACAAAUGGAAUAUGCUCGAGUUAAUGGAAAUGUGAAGUUUUCUGGUUUGUCGCUGAUCAUGAAAUUUGGACGAUGUUUCCAUGUGGCUGUGUCUAAUACAGAGCUGCUCUUUGUUCGUUACGACAAGGAGGUCUCUUAUUCGGUCUCACAUUUGUUGCUGUGGGCCACAGGUCUGAUAUGCUUUAUUAUCUUGUUUCUUUAAUGACCUCCAUCACGGGUUAUUUUGCACUGUCAUGAUGUUAGUAAGGUGGUCCAAAGUGUCUCAGUGGGACAUUCAGAAAGUGCUUUAGCCUACUGGUUGUUGCUUUAAUUUAAAGUCCAGUUUCCUCCACGUUAUUAUUUGGGGUGCAGACACUGGCAGCCCAGUAUCUCUGGCUGGACACUUCAGUUCUUCACAUACUGUUUUUUUUAACCACAACACACUGUUGUAAACAUGGUACUUUUGUCAUAUCAUAUACAUGGACGUUUUUCAUUUGUUGGAUUAGUAUCAGUAUUAAAGGGGUAUUUUUCAACCUGGACCCUAUUUUACCAUGUUUUUAUGUGCGACUAGUAGAGACAACAAGUUUUGAAACUGGUCCAGUGUUGAGUGAGAGCGCUGCAAUGAAAUCCCUACAGGCAAUUGUGUUUAAGUCCACUUAAGUGUUUGUUUUUGCCACUGACAGGCUAAAGCUGUUACUAAAAGUGUCUGACAACAUUAUGGAAAUGAUCCCUACAAAUGUUUUUUCAUGUGUUGCUGGUCUGUCUGUUAUUUUGGGCGAAGUCUCGUUCUGAAAUCUCGCGAGAGGUGACUUGAAUGGUGGAAACGUUAGUGAGAGUUGGAGUGAGGAGUCCCAGGAAGAGUUUGUUGUGUUAGAAUACAGACAGUGUAGCCUAGUGUUACCUAAAACAUGGGUCUUGAAUGUUUUUCUGGCCAAGUACCCCGAACAGCAGGGACCCCCUACUGCAUAGUCAUCCAGGUCAUGGAAAUCUUAAGCACUAAAUCGUAAUGCAGAGUUUCUCAAAGACGUUUCACCUCUCAGUUCUAUGUGACUGGUGCAGAGUUGCAGUCUUUAAACUCCAUGUGUGCGACCCUCACAGAGUCGUUAAGGUCACAUGUGAGUCGUUGACCCACCUGUCCAUCGUGUGCGUCGUUAGGGUUAACGACUGCGAAUCUCAGAGCUCACAUGUAUCCUCAACGACUCUGUAAGAGGUAACAUCCACAUGGAGUUGAAAGCCUGCGACUCCGCACCAGUCCGAACUGAAGAAACCUCUUGGAUGAGAGGCGACACGUCUUCAACAAACUCAAGUAAGUCCAGUUGCCUACGAUAUAGCACAGUAAUUUACAGAUUCAUAUUUUUAAACAUCAUGUUUGAUAGUCUGGCAGCCUGUCCACGGUGUGCCCGCCUCUCGCCCAAUGUCAGCUAGGACAGUCUCCAGCUCCCCUGCAGUCCUGUACCAGGAUAAGUGGCUACAGAAAUGAAAUUAAUAAAUGUUUUAUUGGUAAAUAUACUUAUGGAAGGCACAUUUAUUUAGCGUAGAGUAGCUCACAUGAUUGCAGGAGGACUCGUGGAUAACAAUUUGCCUAUAAUCAGCGUUGAGUACUGUAAAUCAAAUGAUUUAUAUUUGCUAAUAAUAUUUUGGACUCAUGUUAAUGUGCAUUUUCACAUCAAUAUAAAUUUCAAACAAUAUGUUGGCAGCCUUCCUGCAGUUACUUUGAGGACCCCCCUGUUGAAAACCCGUGAUCUAAAGGACUUGUAAUGCCAUGGCUGAAUAUGUAGCUGAUUUCGGCAAUGUGGAAAAAAGUACACAAGAUUCCAGAGCGAGACUUCCACAAGCGAGAGGUAAAGAAAAACAUUUUAUUUCUGUUGGGAUCAUCUCCAUAAUGUUGUCAGUAACUUAAGAUAACAAUUUGAGCCUGUCAGUGGCAAAAACACGCACUUUUGGAGGACUUAAAUCGACGAUUCAGGGAUUAUAUCGCAGCCUGUUUCACAUCUUGCUCAAUCCUGGGCCAAUUUUAAAAUCUAUUAGUCACUCAGACUCAAAAACAUCUUAAAAUAGGGUCCAGGUUGAAACAGUGCCACAGUCAGGCUUGAUUGCAGUCAGAGCUUGGAGCCUGUUACCUCUGUCGUUCAGUAUUUGUGUGAGUCCACAUUAAACUGAUUAACUUCUAGGUGCCCAGUCUGUCUACCGUAAGGAGCCAGACGUGGAUUAGCGCAGCAUACUAGGCCAUGUCACGCAGUCCUGACCCUGCACAGGAAGUGUUUGGCACCAUAUGUGUAUAAUAAUAGUUUACAGGUGCUAAUCUCCUCUAGAUGAUGAUCUGAUUGAGCGGGAUCCACUCGUCGUAAAAAGCAGCUUUGAUAGCCGAGGUUUCUGAUGCUAGAUUAGCCUGCUGCUCGCUGCAGGUGUCAGCACGUGGAGUCGCUACAACAACAGCUGCCAGAAGUGGAGUUUGUCUCUCUCUGACUGACUAUCCAAAAUAUGUUGUCUAAGAAUAAUCACAUGGUUGCUUUUUGUUCUCACCUUUAGCCUUAGGAUGAAAGUAAUUGCAGUGAUAAUGGAGCAAGCGUCCCCUCAUUUCUCAGUUUGUAUGUAGUGUACAAUAUGGAGGGAUUUGUUUCUAGGUCCGUCGUGCAUUCAGUUAAUAAUCAUCAUCCAGAUAAUAACGGACAAACAGGUGAAUAUUUUUGUAUUUAUUGUACAUUUGUAACCAAAAAAAAGAGCCGAUUAUUUAUUUGCAUUCAAUUCAACAUGUAAAGUACCACUUCCUGUGCUUCAUUAAGUGCUUUGUUCUGGAUGUACUGAUAUAAAAUGAAUCCACAGUAGGUCCUUGUUUGCGUAUUAGGCGUCUUCCUUUGCAGACCUAGUUUAUGAUACUGCUGUGCUGAAGGGAGAGGAGUCACUGUGCCACAUUUGUAAUGUAAACAGGAACCCAAAGUAGAUCACUACCUCUACCUUGUGGAGUUCACACUAGCCAUAUGCUUCGCUGCAUGCUGUGUAUUUUCCCCCAGCUUUUUUUUUUUUUAGUUCAGCUCUGGAGUUGAACGUGCAGCACUUUGUAUACUUCAUUAAAUGUUAAAAAUAAUAACAUUCAUCUUUGUUUUUGUUUUUCUUAAGGAAUCAUUUAAACCUUUAUUUAUUUAAGACUCUGGAAUCAAUUGAGCGAAACCGUUGAAUAUGCAAACCACUUAAAAUAAAAAAACUUUACAACCUGAGUCAAAUCCCAAGUCGUAAACUUUAAGUUUUGAGUCCUAAGCAAGUCAUAAUGCGCUCUUCACCAGAUAUACACGUUUUAAAAAUGUGUACUUUCUUGUCAUUGAUUUAUUAAAACAACUGCGACUGACAAUCAUAAAGAAGCAGUGCCGACAUUUCACGUUCAAUGCAUAUAACAUUAACAGCCAGUCCGAGAACAGAAUUAAUUUGGUAUGUUUCUGUCCUGUCUCGUAUUGGAAAAAUUUCUUUCAACUUUCUCUAACCCAAUUGGCUUGAGGGAAGGUGUCGAAUAUUUUCAAAGGGCUUAAGUCCAAGUCAAGUCACAACUCAUUGGUGUUAAAUCUAAGUCAAGUUGCAAGUCUAUUUUGUCGAGUCUGAAGUCAUUGUUUUUUUUUCAUUAAAGGGUUAAUUGCAAGCAGACAAAACGUUAAAACCAGGGACAGGUGAAGUGAAUAACAUUGAUUCAUUACAAUGCAGUGUUCUGCUGGGAAACCUUUGGUCCUGGCAUUCAUAUGGAUGCCCCUUUACGGACUCCAGUAUCCCAGAUGGUAGUAACCCCCAGCAGGGCAAUGCACCAUGCCACACUGCAAAAACUGCUCAGGAUUGGGCAAAGGCAAGGCAUUGACCUAGCUUUCAAAUUUCAUCCCAAUCUGAUCAAGCAUCUGUGGAACAAGCCAGUGCCCCGGAGGUCCUUUGUCCGGGCCUCGACAGGUCAGAGUCAAGUCUGAUCUAUCAUCUAUGAUGGGGCCUCUGACCCGUUGAGGCCUGGAGACCGGACCUCUGCGGAUGUCCUGUGUUGUCUGGCAGCAAAGCGUUGUGGGCAGAUCUUUUGAGUCCUGCGGGUUGCGAGGUAAUGCACUGGCAUGCCCAAUGGAUGUCCAAUCAGAUUGGGAUCUGGGGAAUUUGGAGGCCAAGUUGACGCCUUGAGUUUAGUCACGUCUGCCGAGCCAUUACCGAGCACUUUGUGGUGUGGCAUGGUGCACCGUCCUACCUGGGGGGGUGCACUUCCAUCAGGGAGGAAGGAAUAGGGGGGUGUACUUGUGGGUGUAGUGUGUCAAGUGGCAUCCACAUGAACGGCAGAACCCAAGGUUCCUCAAAGGAGCAUUGCACUGUAACUAAAUGAUCAAUGUUACUCACUUCACCCACCACUGGUUUUAAUGUUUUGGCUGAUCGGUGUGUAUAUGUAACAGCAGUUUAAACAGCACAAUCUAAAAUAAGGCAUUUGAACAGCUGUAAUGGUGUAAGAGAGUCCAAGUUUAAGGUCUUUUGCAGAUGUUUCCAUGAAUAAGGAGCACUGUAAGAGAAACAUUUCGAUUCUACAGUUCUUUUCCGAUGGAGAAAGGGGAGGCAAAUCUUAUUUCUGUACAGAAAACCAAAUAUAAUUCUCAAUUUAUUAAUCAGUGUUAAUAUGAUGCUUGAAGUUGAGGUUAUUCUCCAGCCAGAUACAAAGAUAUUUAUACUGAAGCACUCUCUGGAUGUGCCAUUUGCCAAAUGAAUGUUGAACGAUUUGGUGUGAGUACACUGAGCUUAACACUAACUUGAAAUGCAGUGAGACAAUCAAACCCCAUCCAUUCAAAGUUCAACAAAACAUUUAUUUAAAGCUUUAUUCAGUGAGAUUUGGUAAUAAAAUUCACAUUGGCAUAUUAAGAGAAACAUCCUGAGACCUUCAGAGUACAAAAGCAGCCCCAAUUAAAACGUCUAUUAGUACGCAUUGGGAGCUGGAAAGGUGGUUCAGUUGUUAGGAAUGAAACAAAAUUACAUCCCAAAAUUUGAGGUGCUUUUUUUCCCCCGAAACACCUACGUUACAAAAAAUAAACUGCAUAUCAAAAUGCAUAGCUCUGACUGAAGAUGAAGCUUAAAUUA